Messenger RNA from Pelobates cultripes (western spadefoot toad), 13825 nucleotides. The record is from the annotation of a GenBank genome assembly. NCBI's taxonomy places the organism in Eukaryota, Metazoa, Chordata, Amphibia, Anura, Pelobatidae.
GCCAUACUUGCUCACUUUCUUGGUAUAAAUGCUCCUGUUUUGUUUUGGCCAAGCAGACAUCUACAAGACACAUUGCCACCAUGCUGUCUUCUCCGGGUGAGUUCAAUAAAUGCAUAAGCCUCUUUAAUUUGGUAAAUUUCAUGAACUACGUAUUAUUCGAUAAAGAAAACGCAUUGACAAUCUAGCUCUGUGAUCUUAUAGUAUAAACGAUCCUGUCUUGUUUUGAACAAACUGAAACCUGUCACUGUGGUAUCUUUUCACGACCAGUCCUAUAAACCCAUGGGAUCUUUCAUUUGGUACAUUUUAAGAAAUAAAGUGAAUGAUCAAACAACAUACUGCUUUCAUUUUCUUGGUAUAAAAGUUCCUAUUUAGUUUUGUGUCUGGUAGUGACUCUAAGAUCAAUGAAUUUCCCAUAUAGCUGCUGGUUGAUGACAUCUCUUACUCAAACAAACAUAUCUGCUUAGUUAGAAGGGAAAUGUUUUGCCAAGCUAAUUGUUAUGCUUUUUAUUCUGGCUUUCAGUGAACAAAUUCUAAAAUAUCUGUAAAUAGAUUGUAAUCACUGAGUUUUUACAUGUUCAUUUAUUUUUGUAGGUAGUGUAUUCAGUCGAUUACAUUUGCAUAGACAUGCCUCUUUGUCUAGGUAAUAUAAGAACAUUAACAAAUUCUGUUCUGCAGACCAUUAAUAGUCCACUGGUCCUUUCAAAGCGGUCUUUAUGAUGAAACACAACAUGAUUGAGAGAGUUUUAGUUUUAGAUGAUAUCGCGCAUGAUGAGAUGACACAGCAAUGUUAUAGCUUACCCUUAUAGUAUAUUAUAGUAAAGCAUUGUAAAUGUAAAUGUAUCUUAUCGUUAUGUUUAAUCCCGUAUUUAUUCUUGAUUAUAGCAAACAACACAGAACUGGGUAGUGUUUAUCAGAUUUCAACCCUCUUGUAAAAUAACAGAGAAGAAACUUUGGGCAUUUUUCACUAAACACCAAAUUGUAGAUUGUAAAAAUCGAAAAGCAAAAUUAAUGCAGAAACUGUGACUAUAGUUAUGUUGCAGCUUUUCUUUAAAAUCAGCAUAUUUGCAUAAUUUUUGUUAUUUGAAUUUUAUUUCACCACAAUUCAGUGUUUAGUGAACAAACCCCCUUGAGAACUUGCAGUCUGAAAAAUACAACUGUUGCCCAACCUGAAAGGGUAGCAAUUACAGUCACAGGGCUGGAUUCUGUUACUAGAGAUAUAACUCUGCUUACUGAAUAGCAAUGGUUAAAUUGCUAUUUAAAGGGACGCUACAGUCACCAGAACCACUAGAGCUUAAUGCAGUGGUUCUGUUAUCAAUAGAUAUUCCCUGCGGCCUUAGCACGCUAAACUCUGUUCAGAGAUAAUGCAGGGUUUAUAUUGCUGCCUAGUAAAACCUCUAGGUGCAGUCACUCAGACGGCCACUAGAGGUGCUUCCUGUGUUAAUGUUGCACAGUGUGCAGCACCUACAUUCAGCAUCUCAAAUCUCUGCAUGGAGGUACUAACGUUCCCGUAGAGAGGCAUUGAUUCAAUGCAUCAUUAUGAAAAGAUGCUGAUGCUGAUUUCUCCUAUGAGAAAGCAUUGGAUUGUGUGAGAUCAUUAACACUGACAAUCUCAGCCAUGGAGGUGGGACCAUGCAGGAAAAGCCGUGUCACGACUAGAGUGGCGCGGGAGAAAAGGUGAGUAAAAACAUAAAUGGGGGUGGGGGUUGGGGGGGGGGGCGUAAUGCUGCAUUCUUGACACUAUAGUGUUCCUUUAAGAAGCAGAGGAAAAUGCAUGACCCCAUGCAGAAUAGAGCACACAUUGUAAGUGUUUUGUAAUAUUUUAGUUAAUGCUGAUUGUUUUAAAAUCUUUAACAUUGUUAACAUUCUGCAAUGGAUCUUUUUUAGGUUCUUUGAAUUUUGUUGCAGUUCUGAUUGCCAUUGGUUUAGCUGCACAGCAAUGUGUUGGACAAUCCUUGAAUUGCUCAUCUGAGUACAACAGAUAUCCAAGUUUGUAUUUCACAUUAUCUUUUUUUCCUGCUUAUAAAAAUUGGGGUAAACUUUAAAUGAUAUGGUGCUGUACAAUUAUAACUGAUACCACAGCAGUGAUACAUAGUUACAUAGCUGAAAAGAAACAGCCUUUCUCACAUCUGUUUUUGCUAUUAAUCCAUUAAAUUGAUCGAAAAGAAGUAAAAAAAAACACACAAAAAAAAAACAACAACAAACUAGGAAAAUUCAUUCUUGACCUCAGAAAGGCAGUUAGAUAUCUCCUUGGAUCAAGAAGCUAUUACCCCACAAAAAAAACAAAAUUGCAUUGCUGUACAUUAUAUUUUUGCAAAUAUGCAUCCAGUUGCUGUUUAAACAUUUGUAUAGACUCCGAUAAAACCACAUUUUAGGGUAGAGAACUCCACAGCCUUAUUGUUCUUACUGUAAAAAAAACCUUUCCUUUGCCUUAGACUAAAUCUCCUUUUUUCUAGUCUGAAUGUGUGACCUCGUGUCCCAUGUAUGGUCAUGUUUAUGAAUAGAUAUCAAGACAAUGGUUUGUAUGGCACCAGAUAUAUUUGUAUAAUGCUAACAUAUCCCCUCCAGUGAUUUAAGAGGCAAAAUUAUAUUUUCAUCCAAAUAAUUAAUUAAUUUGUGCAUAAUUAAAUGUACUAAGCAUUAUCUUUACAAGUUAAUGUUUAAUUGAUUUUGCAUGUUUUCCAUAAUAUUUUUUUUACAGACAAUAGUGACAUCACUGUAAACUGUGGUCCAUCUACGAUUGAACUGGUGAUAAUUGCCUGCCCAGUUCAGUAUGCCAUGUUUAAUCCUGAUCAGCUGGCACUGAAUAGCAAAUACAACAUGAGUAACUGCUUGGCAACUCUGGAUACAACUGUAAACCCUCCAGUAGUGAGAUAUUCGUUCCCACUAAAUGAUACCACCGCCAACAGCUGUGGAAACACUAUCCAAGUAAGUAUGUGCAACCUACCUUAGUGAUUCACAUUACAUGUGCAGUGAACUACAUUCUCUACAGACAGUGUGUGGUUUGCUGGGUAGGCUGUGGCCUACAUUUCCCACAAUGCAUCCAAACUACUGGCACAUUAUGAUGGGUAUGGUAGAACCCAGUCUUUGGAUUGGCAAAAACAUCCCUUCAGGUUUUAUGAUCUCCAUCUCCCAUUAUUUAUGGUUAAUCUUUAAGGAUGAUAUCGUGAGCCUCGCAGAUAUUGUUAACAUCUGUUAAACGUGGAUUCACCUCCCCUAGCUUCAGAACAGUAGGACAAAACCUAAUCAAUUUAAAACAUACUUUCCAGUUAUAAAAUGCUUAGGUAAUAGUGUGUCAAAAUACCAAAAGUCACAAUGUAAAAUAAAAGAUAACUAAAGGAGCACUCUAAAUACCAAAACAACAUUCACUUAAUAAAGUGGUUUUGGUGUAUAGCCCUUGCAGUCUCAAUAUUUAAUUCACAAAGGUAAAUCUCUUUGUUAAUGCAGCCUGAGCCUCACCUUCCCUCCCAUGGUGGAGUCUCACUCAGACUUCCUGUAAAGCAGGGAUGCCUAAAGUUAGAUCUCUAGAUGUUUUAAAUCUACAGCUUCUAAAGGCAUGCAAAGCGUCAUGGGAGUUGUAGUUCUACAACGUCUUGGGUUCUACCAUUUGGGCACCCAUGCUGUAAAGAGAGAUCUAAUUUUUAAACUUUCUUUAGUUUAAAUUAGAAUUUCAUAUCACCUUCUGUGUUAAUAGCCUGCUAUAGCAUGCAGGAGCCUCCUAUGUGUGAUUAAAGCUCAAUUAACAGAGCAGGAGAAAAUAACUUCUAAAGUAAACACACUGCGCUGUACGAUCCGAUUGAACAUAAAUAAACUGUUCAUGUUGACUGUGUGUUACAGCCAUGGGAGGUGUGGAUAGGGCUCAAUGCACAGAAAUAAAAUGAUAUAACUCCUAAAUGGCAGAGAAUUGAGCAGUGUGAUUGCAUGGGGCAUGAUAUAUACAGUAAAACUGCAUUGUCAAGCUAAAGUUGUAUCCCGUUAAAUAUAAUUUCAGAGGCAGGUAAUACUAGUACUGCUACUAGAACUACUACUUAAACUACUACUAAUUAUUAUUAUUAUUACUAUUAUUAUUAUUAUUAUUAUUAAGUAACCCAGAUAGUUAUAUUUAGGUUGUCACUGAUUUCCAAAUAUGUUCUGGGAUCUAGAUAGUAUUAUUACUCAACUUUAAGGAACACUAUAGGGUCAGGAACGCAAACAUGUAUUCCUGAUCCUAUAGUGUUAAAACCACCAUUUAGGCGACUUGCCCCUCUUAGCCCCCUUACAAAGCAUUAAAACUAACCUUAUUUCCAGUGCCGCACAUGUCUGAUGGCGCUGGCCCCACCCCGGUGUGCCUAUUUGGCUGACAUAAUUAGAAUUGAUGAUCUCAGCCAAUCCAAUGAUUCCCCAUAUGAUUGGAUUAGUUGAGAUCCUCAAGGAAACGUUACAGGGCCCUGGCCAAUCAGAAUUUCCUCAUAGAGAUGCAUUGAAUAAAUGCAUCUCUAUGAGGAAAGUUCAGCAUCUCCAUGCAGAGGGUGUUGUGCAGAACUGCCCCAUGAAGCACCUCUAGUAGCCGUCUGAGGACUGGCCUGCAGGACAGGCUAUAGACACCAGAACCACUGCAAUAAGUUGUAGUUUUGCUGGUGAUUAUAAUGUUUCUUCAAUAGUAUUUUAUUGAGACAAAGAUGACUUGACUGGAAUGGAACUCGUGACUGCAUCUUGGACUACAAUACAACAUAUAUUAUACCAAACUAACUCUAAUCUAUUUUUCUUCAAAAGUGUAGAAAUGUAGUUUCAAUGGUACAAUGCAGUUUUUGUAUUAAAUGUUUACUCCAGCAACCAUGGUAGAAAGAGGAUCCAGGCACUCCAAGUAUCUUCAAAUUUAUUUAUUUGGACAAGUGAGACACUGCAACGUUUCGACCCCUGAAAGGGUCUUUGUCAAACUUGACAAAGACAUUUCAGGGUUUGAAACGUUGCGAUGUCUCACUUAUCCAAAUAAAUACCUGCAAGAGGAAGCUCUAUACAUCAGUUACCAGUGUGCACUGCACACUGACAAUGUACACAUUUUAUGCACAGAAUUAAAAUUAAGUAGCCCGGAACAGGGUUCUGGGCUGCCAAAGCCACUUGGGCUGAGGGUGCAACUAUCACUCAGCACACAACUGCCAAUAUCUCAUUAAGUGCAGUGUUUAAAGCUGAAAUACUGCACAUACAGACUCCUACCACCAUGAACACUCCUAAAAGCGGUGGUUCUGGAUUUUAGAGUAAGUAGAGGUAAUCAUGGUUGCUGGAGUAUUUGCAAAAAGAGAAAAAAACUGAAAAAAAGAAAAAAAAAUGAACCGCACUUCAAUCAUGUGAAGAUCCGGGUGCUAAACUGGACCAAGGGCCAGCACCAGCCCCAGUGAGUAGAUAUCAGUGGUAGAAAGAGGAUCCGGGCACUCCAAGUAUCUUCAAAUGUAUAUAUUUGGACAAGUGAGAAACUGCAACGUUUCGACCCCUGAAAGGGUCUUUGUCAAGCUUGACAAAGACCCUUUCAGGGGUUGAAACACUGCACUUAAUGAGAUAUUGGCAAUUGUGUGCAGACUGCUAGUUGCACCCCCAGCUUUGGCAGCCCAGAACCCUGUUCCAGGCUACUUAAUUUGAAUUCUGUGCAUGAAAUAUGUCCAUUGUCAGUGCUCAGUGCACGCUGGUAACUGAUAUUUUUGAGCUUCCUCUUGCAGGUAGAGCCUACAAGGGGAAACCUGGAUGUAACCUCCCUCCCUUUUUUCGUACAGUCCUCCCGGCUUACCCAAUCAGUGCAAGUUUUUGUUUUUCAAUUUCCUAUUCCUCUACCUUCCUCUCUUCACUGCCUCUGUGUUCUAAGACGGCUAUAUAGGCUUCUGUAUGAGAAGCCUUUGAUUGGACUUUGCAUGGCUCCCGUGCUGUCAUGUCUUACUGUCAUGAAGGGGAGUGGAACGCAAUGCUGGUAAAAUUCUUUUAUUUUUAAUAGUAAUAAGGGGUAGGGGUUUUAAAGAAUAAUGUCCAGUAAGGCAUUAUUCUUUAUAAAAAUGUAUAUAGAAAAAAUGUUGGAGUAACCCUUUAAAGUGCACAGGAAACUAGAUAUUACAUUCUUAUGCCAGUAUUUUGUAUAAAAUGAGUGGCUACCUAAUGAUUGUUUUUAUAAUUUUCCAGAUUGCAGACAAUCCUGGAACUGGAAUCUUCAAUGAUUAUUUGACAGUCCAAACUGUAAUCAUCUCAGGCUCUGUAUCAACUCCACCAUCUAAUGAAACUGGACUCAUUAGCUACAGUACUAAUUUGGUGUAUGACUUCUCAUGCAGCUAUCCACUCCAGUAUUUGCUUAAUAACACCGAACUUUUCUCGUGAGUACACAGUAUUAUGACUGUAAGGAAACUGAAGAAUGACUUUAAUUAUUUGGUGUUGGAGGUUUAUUUAUCCAUAUUUUUGUUUUACAUAGUAACAUAUAGCACUAUAAUGCUAGACACACACACGCACUCACGCACAAACACAGACACACACUACUACACCCAGACACAGACAAGAAUACUCACUGCCAGACACAUACAAACACACACAGACACACACACACACACACACACACACACACACACACAAACACUCAUACACACACACAGGCAAUGCCAGAAACACACAUAAACUGCUUGACAUACACCCUGCCAAACACAUACAACUGGCCAGAUAGCAACACACUGCCAGAUACACACUGCUAGAAACACAAACACUAACAGAUACAGAUACACAUUCACUGCCAGAUACACACUGCUAGAAACACAAACACUAACAGAUACAGAUACACAUUCACUGCCAGAUACACACUGCUAGAAACACAAACACUAACAGAUACAGAUACACAUCCACUGCCAGAUACACACUACUAGAAACACAAAUACUAACAGAUACACAUGCACUGUCAGAUACACACUGCUAGAAACACAAACACUAACAGAUACACAUGCACUGCCAGAUACACACUGCUAGAAACACAAACAAUAACAGAUACACACACACUGCCAGAUACACACUGCUAGAAACACAAACACUAACAGAUACACAUACACUGCCAGAUACACACUGCUAGAAACACAAACACUAACAGAUACACAUACACUGCCAGAUACACACUGCUAGAAACACAAACACUAACAGAUACACACACACUGCCAGAUACACACUGCUAGAAACACAAACACUCACAGAUACACAUACACUGCCAGAUACACUCUGCGAGAAACACAAACAAUAACAGAUACACACACACUGCCAGAUACACACUGCUAGAAACACAAACACUAACAGUUACACAUACACUGCCAGAUAGAUAUGUACUGGCAGACAAGCACACAUUCAUUCUGGCAGACAAGCACACAUAAUCUUGUGUUAGCUACCCUAUUUGCCAACUACUUUACAUUUGAAGGGGUCUAGUGAGAUUCUGUCUACUAAGGGCUGUGGGAUUCAUUCUUCCCUCCGAAACAAUAUGCAAACAAUAAACGCUGUUUAUGCAUCUUUAUAAAAUGCUAGAAAUCACAAACAUAUAAUGUCAUACAUGAUAUAUAUCUCAUAUAAAUAUUUCAUUUUUGUGUUGCUGUUGUAAUGGGCAGGUUUAGAAUUGACAAUUGGUGACAGCAUCGGUGCAAUUAUUUCCUAUAAAGAAUAGGUAAUAAAGAAUAGGGAAUGAUGCAUCAGAUCGCCUCCUUGCAGUUUGGGGACAUAAUCUCGUACAAAGUUAGGACACGUUACCGGCUGACAUUUUUAUAAUGACAUCUGAAAUAACUACCAGCUGGGGCUGUGACUCUGAUUUGAGCAGCACUGGGGCUACACUAUGCAUUAGCCCCUACAAUUACUUUAACGCUACACUAUCACAAAACAUUAAACAUUAUGCUACACAUUAGCCUUCGACACUAACCAUUAAGCCCUAAAUUACACUAACACAAACCUAAAAGUAACUUAAGAUUGAGAUCCUAUUAUGCACAAACUGAGGAUAAUUCAUUAUUUUGUUUUGUCAUCUUACUUUUCCAGGUCUUCCGCAAAUGUAGCCGUAAAUACAAAUAAUGGAAGCUUCAUCAGCAUCUUGAGUAUGCAAGUAUUCACUGUAAGUUUCAUAUCUGUAUUUUUAAGUAAUUUUUAUUUUAUACUACAAUAUACAACAUUAUUCUGAAACAGUAUUUUCUUUUUAAUCACUUUACUUAAAUUGCACAUAGCAUGUUGUAGAGCAAAACUACAGAGUGCUCUGGCUAAUAGCUCAGCACAGGACUAAUUGUCAUAUUCGUAAUUAAGCAACAAUAUUUUACAUGUCAUUAUUUAUAAAAAAAAUAGUAUGGAGCAAUAUUCAAAAUAUUGAACAAUCUCCAUGUAAACCAUUCAAAUAUUCUAUUUUAAGAACUUACACUCACAAUUCCUCGUAACAGUCAAACUCGACCAAAUUUACAAUAUAUUAUAGGGCUAAUAAAUUUACUUACCAAAUUGUGGCCUCAAUUUACUAUUUUAAGAUAAGCCUUUUAAAUGAUUUAGUACAUUUGGAUAAACUUAAUUUUUUUUUUUAAAUAUUAAAAUCUCUCUCUCAUUAUAUAUAUAAUAAAAUAUAUAUUAUAUAAUAUAUAUAUUUUAAAUAUUCAAUUAUUUAAUUUUUUUUUCCAAAGGUACAAAAUUAUUUGAAAAGCUUAUAAAAAAUAAUAUAAAAUUGAGUCCUAUGGUUGAUUUAUUUUGUUGUUGUUGCUUUCUCCAAUUAAUUGUUUUUCAUGUGAACUUUCAGGAAUCCUAGUUCCUUUCAAAGUGAUUUUAAAACUCUAGGCCAGCAUAUCCAAUCUGACACAUUUCAGGGAUACUUAAAUAUCUUUAUAAUAAUAAUAUAUAAUAAUAUAAUAUGUUUUUGUUCACAUUUACAACUAUUUACUCCUAAACCUAUACUGCUAUUAUGGAGCUGUAAUAUAUCAGAAAUUUAGAUGACAAGGUAUUUCUGUAGUCAUGGUCUCAGUGGAUCCACACUUCCACAAGUGUAGAGCUACCACAAGAGGACAUGGUCUUAAAUUAGAGGGGCAAAGAUUUAAAAAUAAUAUCAGGAAGUAUUAAUUUACCACUUCAGCAAGUGUAUGCAGGGAGUGUAGAAGAAAGGGAACAUGAAGCAGCAAGAGCAUUUUCAUAGUGCACAAAGUCAGCUUUACCAUAACUAAUUUCAUUGUCAGUCAGUCCACACCAGUUUUGCUCCCCUACAUCCCUCCUAAGUUUCCGUACUUACACAAGAGCAUGUGAAGAGUAGUAAAAAAUAAAACAAUAAUAUAUAUAUUAAAUCAAUGGGCCUAUUCCUUAGACUUGAGCCUGGAGCUGCAGCUCCAUCAGCCCCUAUGUUAAUCCAGCCCUUAAUAAAGGUCCUCUUGUUCACAAGUGCCUCUAGAAGGAGGCACAUUCACCUAGUGAGAAUGUAAAUAUUUUAUAAUAUAAAAAGACUCGGCUACACUCUCCUAUUGCAAAAUCCAGUUUGUAAUCAAGUUGAUUAACGAAAUCAAAUGCUGUCAUGUGAUCAUUGAAUUUCCAUUAAUAUCACUGAGCGAUUUAUUGAACAGAAACAUCUAUGACAUACACUGGUACAUAUUACUCUAACACACAGAAUAGAAAAUUGUUGCUAAACAAAGUACGUGAAAUUAUAAUAUCUAUGAUAAUUCCCUAUGAUGUAUUUAUUUUAUAUAACCCUCAUAUUCUAGACACUUUCCAAACCUUAGUAACUAUGUUAUGUCCAUUAUGAAAAUAACAUAGGCACAGAUCAGGUGGAAUCAUGAUUGAUGAUGGUAUGUGAUCUGUAGCUGUCUAUAGGUAUUUCAAUUGGUACAUUGCGGCAGCUAUGAACACAGCAGCUGGUAAAUGGUUAUGUUUGUGAAUUCGACACUUGAUAACUGCUGUGCCCUCUGCCAAAUGAUCAUUCAUGUCCUGCGGGAUUUAAUGUAGCUGUUGGUGAAGGCAACACUUUGACCUGGAACUUUUAGCCAGUGAUUUAUAUACUUAUAUUUUUAACUACAGGAUAGUGGAUUCACAACUCUUCUGCAGGCUAAUGGACCUGCUCUUCAGCUGAAAAAGCCAGUAUAUGUUCAAGUAAAAGCCACCAAUCUAACCACAAAGUAAGGUUCUCAAAUAUGCACAUUUAGUUAAUGUAUCAAUAUAACAUGCAUGACAGCAUCAUUGUUUAACUCAAAUAGUGUCAUAGCUACUGAGCUAUAAGUUAACUUUACAGAACAGUAUGGUUUUAAUUUAAGUUAUAUACAAGAGCACAGCUGAAAAAAAAAUCUGUGUUACCCAUAGAAUAAAUGUCGGAAUAACUAAUUUGUCUUAUGUAUUUUUCCAGUUUCAAUGUGCUUCUGGACCAUUGCUUUGCUACGCCGUCUCCGUUGGUAACAACUCAGACUAGUGAAAAAUACGACCUGUUUGUAGGGUAUGAUGGAUUCAACUUUUACAUUUUUUUUCUCAUGAAUUUAACUGAAGCAAUGAAUGAACAUUUUCAGAUAUCCUAAUUAAAAUAUACAUACUUAAACCACAAGAUAAAAAGAUAGUACAGUUCUAGUAAUUGAACAUUAAACCGAAAUAAAUCAUUGUCUAUGCCUUCCAGAAAAAGAAGCUAAAUUUAUUUAAUUUGGCAAAGAAAUGACUCAUCACUGUGAGCCUUUUUCCAUUUAAAAUCAAUAGCCAGGAAAUAGAGUAAUUAAACUCGUUAUAAAAAGAGAAAUCAAAAAGAGAAAUCAACAAGACAUAUGAUCGGAGUCUCAUAUUUUUUUUUUUGCUUAAUCUGAAAUUCUUACCAAAUAAUUUAGACAUUUUUGAAACCAAAAUUUAAAAUGAAUAGUUGUAAUAUAUGAUGUUGUACUUUUACACAAGCUCAGCAUUAGGCAGGUGAUGUUUUGAGAAGAGGUUUAAAGGAAAACUCCAAACACCAGAGCAACUUAAUUGCAAUGUAGUUUUUUUAUGAUGCAAGGAGUUCAUAACCAGAAGAGGUUAAACCAUUAAUGAAGUCAGCACGUUUGAGCUCCAUCACUCUGUCCCUGUGAUAAAGUUGUUAUGGUACGCAGAGUGGUCAUUUCUGAGUCCCUCUCUCAGCAGGAUUUAAAAUGACACAGAUUUUUUAAAUUAUAGGGUAUGUAGUUAAAAAUAUCUUGCUGUUUAUUUUAUUUCUAUUGGUAGUCUACUUCUUUACUUGCUAGCUAUACAAGUUUGAGUGUAUUAUGUUGAAAAUUUACCAGUGUAUAAAGUUAAAAUGUAAAUUGACGUGGCACAUGGCAAAAUAACCACAUUCUUUAAUUUUUUAAUUUCCCAUUGGCCAAUGAGCUUUUGCCCUUUUACCUUGUCAGGAGAUGAUAGAAUUAAUUGGGGCAAUAUUAUUACUCCUUACUGCUUCAGCCAUUCAGCAAGUUCUGAGAUUAAUUUUAGGAAGGCAAAUGGUCCCAGGGUCUGUACUCUCCAGACUUUAGAAGGUAUAGUAUAUCUUGAUUAUAUUUUUGCUAUCACCUUGGGUAAUAUUUCGGUGAACCUUGUUGAACUAAGAGUUGUCAACAGAGUUACCUUCAAGACAUGUCUGAAAACUUGAAGUUUUGUGAAUACAGUCAACCUGGUAACAGGCCCAAACAAGAUGUCUACAAAUGGCUGUAAAGAUCUCUACGUCAGGGAAGAGGGCAUUUAUGGUGGACACUGAGACAUGAAUCUCCAUAAUUCUAGUGUUUCAUUUUCACAUUUGUUUGAUUUUCAGUUGUAAGCCAUGGUAUAUUACAAAGGUUAAAAUCUCUAUCAACAAUACCUAACCUUCGACACGCAAAAUAUCAUCAACUGGCUGGCGUACAGAGAAUGUUUUCUUUGGGGUGCUACUGUGUAUUUGGUAAACUAAAUUGUUUUGUAUCUUCCACUCUAGAUGUACUGUUCCGAACAAAACUACUAUCCUUUCAAACGGGGCAGGAAGUGUAGCUCAGUUCAGGUUUGAGGCAUUCCGCUUUGUGCAGAGUAGUAAUCAACAAACAUCCACAAUUUAUCUACAUUGCAUCAUAAGGCUGUGUUCACCUGACGAGUGUGCCAAGUACACGGUGAGUGUUUGGAAUAAGUUAAAAGAUAUAAAGUUUGAUUACUAGCAGAUUAUCUAUUUACACCAGUCUGUAAAGAACAGCUGUCAUGAAAUUUUCUUUUCUAAUUUUUUUUAAAGUUUACUCUAUUUAAUGAAAGUUAAUAUUUUUUUUAAAUGAGAUAUAUUGAUUUUUUAUUUAUAUUUUUUAGCCUAUUUCAUGGUUGCUCCCCUCUAUUGUUUGAUUGAAUGUGCUUAGCAAUUCACAGGGAAUUCACACUCUGUGCAUCUACGUAGAUAGUUGUGUAUUGAUGUUACUAGGUAUUCCUGGCUGUACCCAUUGAAAAACAUAAAUACAUCACUCUUUUAACAAAUAGACUUGUGGAAGCUCAUCAAGACGCAAAAGAGCAGCAGAUACAAGAGUUGCCACUGCUCAAGGACCUACUGACCCAGUCACAGUGUCUGCUGGUCCCAUAUAUACGACUGAUACAGGUAAGGGCAUGAGUCAUAUUUACUUAAUUUACUUGUUUGAUGCAUGUUCAGGUGAGUGCAGCCCUCUUGGUUUCAUACAUAUAUAAUACACACCAGAUUCAUCGAGAAUGCAAUGCUAUAAACUAUAAAUAAAAUAACGGUUACAAGGGGAGGGAUUGCAAAAGCCGCAGACAAGAGAACUGCAGGUUUUGCAAGCUGUUUUUAGAUAUAACUCCAAUGAAAAUAAUCAUAAUUAAGAAAACAUCUGCAGCUUUCUUCACUUACUAACCUUGUGUUGUUUGUUAUCUUUUAGUGGCAGUUUCUCCACUUAGUUCAAGUCAGUCUGGCAGUAAGUAUCAGAUCACUGUUACCUCUAAGUAUCAGAUCACUGUUGCCUCUAAGUAUCAGAUCACUGUUACCUCUAAGUAUCAGAUCACUUUUACCUCUAAGUAUCAGAUCACUGUUACCUCUAAGUAUCAGAUCACUGUUACCUCUAAGUAUCAGAUCACUGUUACCUCUAAGUAUCAGAUCACUGUAACCUCUAAGUAUCAGAUCACUGUUGCCUCUAAGUAUCAGAUCACUGUUGCCUCUAAGUAUCAGAUCACUGUUACCUCUAAGUAUCAGAUCACUGUUGCCAGUUUCCUCUUAUAUUUUGAGGAUCAUACCAACCUCACAACAUGGACUGAAAUACUUCAAGACCUCAAAAGGAAGUCAUAGAGAGAAUGGUUUCAAGUUUAAGGCCAAAGUAGCCAAUCUCAAUGCAUAGAUGACUUCGAGAAUUUUGACCUUAAUUUUAUAAUUCAUUUUGGAAUUCACUUGAAGUUCUUGACCAUUCUAACUGUAAUGAAUGACCCUGUGAGCGUUUACUCUGUACUGCCUGGGUUCACUGUAACUGAUGAUAAUCUUUUCUUCCAGGCUUGGAAGGUGCAAAACAGCUUGAGGGUACCCUGAGUGGACUAAUUGUUGGAAUCAUCAUCGCUGCUAUAUUGGGAGCCGCUCUCGUGUUUGCCAGUGUUCUACUGUUUAAAAUGUAUCGUCUGAAAGCAUCCAAGGAUCAGAAGAAUGGCGUUGACAACUUUGCAUUCAAUGGAAAAUAGAAUUCCACUGCAAUAAAAAACAUAAAGUGAUAUAUUUUUACUUAAUCAUUCUUACUGAGUAUUUUAAUCGGAAAAAUACUUAAUUGAUCUGCACUUUGAAAAUAAUAUAGUAUUUAAUAUAUAAAAUGGUAAACUAAUCUGUACCUGUUGAUAUAGAUUGUAAAUAUAUAAUUGUUUAGAAAAUGCAAUUUUAAAUUUUUUUGAAGAUUAUGAUUCUGUUUAUUUUCUCAUUAAAUCAAAAAUAAAG